AUGCGAAGAAGAAGAAGUCUGAAAGUCAAGGCGACAAAGGCAGCGACGCUCACCCCCCCAGCUCAAGAAUUCUAUGCGAUUCCAUCACCUCCAGGCCUUCCAGACCCUUCUCUGAUUCGCUUGCCCUGCCACCACAGCAACCGUGCGGGGGCUCUGAUUGGCCGAUCUGCGGGGGCCACCGUCACCUCAGACUCAGACCAGCAUGGAAAAGAAGAGAAUCGCCAUCCAAUGCAUUUGGGGAAGGGAUGCCUUACCGCCAUCCACUUAGCGUCCGGUGGUCACAGCUUCUUGCCUUCCAUUGAUUCUCCCUUGCCUCCUCCAAAGUCUUCUUUUACUCCAGUUUUACCGCCUCCGAACGAUGGAUCCCCGUUCUCAAUGUUCUCAAGCAGAAAUCGACACUUCCACUGUUUGCUAGAUACUUCUGUUUGCUCCAAGGUCCACCUUGAAUGGUUCGAUGUCAACGCGGGCGAAGUUAAGCCCAGCAACCAGUCGUCUGGCGUUGAAAUACCCUUGCCACAAAUCCCACCCAUCGACGAGGCUGAAAACCAAGCGCCACCCCUUCGUGAAAUCUGCCCCGAGAUUGGGUGCUGGGCUGCUGGCUUAAGUCUGCGGCGGCGCCUUACGGAUAUGCCAGCACAUGUCAUCUCCCCCGCGUCUGAACCGCCCGCAUCAUUGGCAACGGCCAGGGGGUCGUUGCACGGUCCAUCUCUUUUCACGACGUCUAUUCUCGGCUUCAACUACAAUGCCUGCCCUACAUCAGUUGGGACCCGUUUCACACCGCUGCCAAGGAGCCGCAGAAAGAGUUGCUUACAGAACUUGCUCUAUCCAAAACCUACCAGCAGACAUUAA
Colletotrichum lupini is the source of this 849-nucleotide messenger RNA. RefSeq lists its product as uncharacterized. The coding region runs from base 1 to 849 and encodes 282 amino acids. NCBI's taxonomy places the organism in Eukaryota, Fungi, Ascomycota, Sordariomycetes, Glomerellales, Glomerellaceae. The record is from RefSeq and is a predicted model, not a curated record. The transcript has 5 exons.